Molecule: messenger RNA, 1238 nt
Organism: Olea europaea var. sylvestris
Lineage: Eukaryota; Viridiplantae; Streptophyta; Magnoliopsida; Lamiales; Oleaceae
Product: transcription factor DUO1-like
Exons: 3
Coding region: 110-1078 (322 amino acids)
Source: RefSeq, a predicted model, not a curated record
ACAGUCAAGAAAAAAUAAAUCUACUAAGAAUUAUAAAAAGUACCCAGAAUUUUGCAUGUGUCCUGUGCGUGACAGUUUGUGGUGGAGAGUGAAUUGAUGUUGAUAAAGAAUGAAUGGGAGGGGAAGAAUGUUGUGUGAUGAUACGGGCAUGAUCAUAAAGAAAGGGCCAUGGAAAGCAGAAGAAGAUGAAGUUCUGAUUAACCAUGUUAACAAAUAUGGCCCAAGAGACUGGAGCUCCAUUCGAUCCAAAGGUCUCUUGCAACGCACCGGCAAGUCGUGCCGUCUCCGUUGGGUUAACAAACUCCGACCCAACUUGAAGAAUGGGGUGAAGUUUUCUGCAGAGGAGGAGAGAACAGUGAUAGAUCUUCAAGGACAAUUUGGAAAUAAAUGGGCUAAAAUAGCCACAUAUUUGCCAGGAAGAACAGACAAUGAUGUUAAGAAUUUCUGGAGCAGCAGACAGAAGAGGCUGGCAAGGAUUCUGCAGACUUCUGCACCAUCAUGCAAUAAGUCCAGGAAGAACAAGGAAAUCCAAGUCCCUCUUCUUGAUGGUGUUCCCUAUUUGGAGGCACCAAAAUUCAGCUUGUCGACAGAGGAAGAAUCAAUAAUCAAGUCACAAUCAUCCUCAUCAUCCUACAUUGAUUAUUCCGAGACAAUCAAAAUGGUGCCGUUACAAGGGUUGGUGUAUUCCGGUUCACUCAACUUUGAACAGAGCCCUUUUCAACUUGAGUUCACACCUGCCAUUGACAAGAAAUCAUAUGAAGAACAGCAAUUACAACUCUGCUUUCCUCAAAUUCCACAACUUCAGUCAGACUAUUCUUUGUCCCUAGAAAGCCAAGACUUCAUCACUAGACUUGGAGAUCCUAAUUUUUAUGAUGUCUUUGGACAAGGAAGUGGUACCGAACUGGGCAAUGGACCAUUUCCUAUAUUGCCAUCGUGUUUUGGACCAGAUGGAGGCUCUCAAACUACAGGACAGGGAGAAAAUCACAAUGCAGUAACCCCGGACAGUUUCAUCGAUGACUUCCCUCCAAUGGACAUGUUUAAUCACCUCGACCCACUUCCAAGCCCAUCACAAUGGUGACGAUUCAAUCUUAAGAACUGUGUCAGUAGUUAGAUUUUCGAAUUUAGAUUAAAAAAGUAUCCAGUUACAUUAUCGACUAGUUAUCACUAUUUCUUUUGUACCAAAAAGGACGUUCUAACAGGUAUUGCCUCAUGGGUUCAGGCUUGUUUAACAGCUAGAC